UGACAGGCGGCCACCGGAGCCCGGACAGCGAGAAUGACUAAAUCCGCUCUUCAACACCAAAAGCCAUCAUUUUUUUAAAAAACACAACGUACUUCUUUAAAGGAUAUCGACGAAGUGCGACCUUUAACGCGAGGAGCGCAUUCAACAGUGCGCGGUGCGGAGCUCAAGUAGCGGACCUGCUGAAAGCUGCGCUGUGAAACAAGGUGGAGGAGUGAGUGGAUCCAUCGACUGGCGAGGACAAGACGUCUCUUCAGCAUAAUUUUAAUACUUAUAUGUUUUUUUGUUCGUCGAGACUGAGGAAAAUUGUGAGUUUCUGCGGAGUUUUUAAGGAGAAAAUGUGAUUUUUACGCGCAGAUCAAACGGAUGACGCGCAAUUCCAGCCAUGAACGCGCAUCGUGAGGCGCACGACUGAUAUCUUGAUUUCAAAGGAAGUUUUUAUCAUCGUGCCCGCGUCUGCUGGCGACUCAACUUUUCCGUGCUUGCUUUGUGAAGCCAGAUGAGAAGGCAGAGGAGCGGGAGGUGGUUGACUUAACAUGGCUGAGCCGCUGGGGCAUCAGGGGGCGCUGGCCGGAGCUCCCCAAAGCGCCUGAAUCCCAGUUGAGUUGAUUUUCUUUUCAGGAGGGGAGCUGGCAGGUGACCAGAGGCCGAUCAUGUCGAAGAGGGAUAAAUUCAACCCGGAUCCGUCCAUCCACAUAUCCAAGAUGAAUGUCAUCAUCCCAUUCUCGCCAGAUGUGCCCUGUGACAGCAACGGCCAGCGGAUGUGGUGGGCUUUCCUCGCCUCCUCCAUGGUCACUUUCUUUGGGGGUCUCUUCAUCAUCCUGCUGUGGAGGACUCUCAAAUACCUGUGGACGGUGUGCUGCCACUGUAACGCCAAGAAGAAGGAGGUCCAUCGGAUCACCACAGGCGAUGGCAUCAAACGCACCGACAAGGACGACCCAGCGGCCAGCGAGGUGGGCUGGAUGACCUCGGUCAAAGACUGGGCCGGAGUCAUGAUAUCAGCUCAGACACUGACAGGAAGAGUCCUGGUGGUGCUCGUGUUUGCUCUCAGCAUCGGAGCCCUUGUUAUAUACUUCAUAGAUUCUUCUGAUCCGAUCGAGUCCUGCCAGAACUUCUACAAAGACUUCACGUUGCAGAUCGACAUGGCAUUCAACGUGUUCUUCCUGCUGUACUUCGGCCUCCGUUUCAUUGCUGCCAAUGACAAGCUGUGGUUCUGGUUGGAGGUGAACUCGGUGGUGGACUUCUUCACGGUUCCUCCGGUGUUUGUGUCGGUGUACCUGAAUAGGAGCUGGCUCGGCUUGAGGUUUUUAAGGGCCUUAAGGUUGAUACAGUUCUCAGAAAUUUUACAGUUUUUGAAUAUACUAAAGACAAGCAACUCAAUAAAGCUGGUGAACCUGUGUUCAAUCUUCAUAAGCACAUGGCUAACCGCAGCAGGAUUCAUUCAUUUGGUGGAGAACUCAGGGGAUCCUUGGGAAAACUUCCAAAAUUCCCAGGCACUUUCCUAUUGGGAAUGUGUCUACUUACUCAUGGUUACUAUGUCCACUGUUGGCUAUGGAGAUGUUUAUGCCAAAACCACCCUGGGCCGCCUGUUUAUGGUCUUCUUCAUCCUUGGUGGUUUGGCCAUGUUUGCGAGCUACGUCCCUGAAAUCAUAGAGUUAAUAGGAAACCGCAAGAAAUAUGGUGGUUCCUAUAGUGCGGUUAAUGGGAGAAAGCACAUCGUGGUUUGUGGCCAUAUAACACUUGAGAGCGUGUCCAACUUUCUAAAAGACUUCCUACACAAGGACAGGGAUGAUGUCAAUGUAGAAAUUGUUUUUCUCCAUAAUAUUUCCCCUAAUCUUGAGCUGGAAGCCUUGUUCAAGCGUCACUUCACUCAGGUGGAGUUUUACCAAGGGUCUGUCCUGAACCCACACGACCUGGCCAGAGUCAAGAUUGAAUCAGCUGAUGCCUGUUUGAUAUUAGCCAACAAAUACUGCGCUGACCCUGAUGCUGAGGAUGCAUCCAACAUCAUGAGAGUAAUAUCGAUCAAGAACUACCAUCCAAAGAUCCGAAUAAUCACUCAAAUGUUGCAGUACCACAAUAAGGCCCACCUUCUGAACAUCCCAAGCUGGAACUGGAAAGAGGGAGAUGAUGCGAUUUGCCUUGCGGAGCUGAAGCUGGGCUUCAUCGCUCAGAGCUGCCUGGCUCAGGGCCUGUCCACCAUGCUGGCCAACCUUUUCUCCAUGAGGUCCUUCAUCAAGAUUGAAGAGGACACGUGGCAGAAGUAUUACCUUGAAGGAGUCGCCAAUGAGAUGUACACAGAGUACCUGUCGAGUGCCUUUGUGGGCAUGUCCUUCCCUGUUAUUUGCGAACUCUGCUAUGUGAAGCUAAAGCUGCUGCUGAUAGCUAUAGAGUACAAGUCUGAUCAAAGGGAAUGCAGCACCCUGAUAAACCCUGGAAACCACGUGAAAAUGCAGGAGGGGACAUUGGGCUUCUUCAUUGCCAGCGAUGCCAAAGAAGUAAAGAGGGCGCUGUUUUACUGUAAAGCCUGCCACGAUGACAUCACUGACCCCAAAAGGAUAAAGAAAUGUGGAUGCAAGAAAUUGAUAUAUUCUAAAAAUAGCUAUAAUGGAUAUAUCAAAUCAAUUGAAGAGGACCAACAGUCGGCCUUGUCGCCUAAAAAGAAGCAACGUAAUGGAGGCAUGAGAAAUUCUCCCAACUCAUCACCUAAAAUAAUGAGACAUGACCCGCUCCUCAUCCCGGGGAACGAGCAGAUUGAGAGCAUGGACGAGAACGUAAAGAAAUACGACUCCACAGGGAUGUUUCACUGGUGCCCGUCCAAAGACAUCGAGAAGGUCAUCUUGACCCGCAGUGAGGCAGCCAUGACUGUUCUGAGCGGUCACGUGGUCGUGUGCAUAUUCGGAGAUGUGAAAUCAGCGUUGAUUGGCCUCCGUAACUUUGUCAUGCCUUUGAGAGCGAGCAACUUUCACUACCACGAGCUGAAGCACAUCGUGUUCGUUGGCUCACUUGAGUAUCUGAAGAGGGAGUGGGAAACUCUUCACAACUUUCCAAAGGUCUCCAUUUUACCUGGCACACCGUUGAGUCGGGCAGAUUUGAGGGCUGUCAACAUCAACCUCUGCGACAUGUGUGUCAUCCUGUCAGCCAAUCAGAACAAUAUUGACGAUGCAUCACUGCAGGACAAAGAAUGCAUCUUGGCGUCACUCAACAUCAAAUCCAUGCUGUUUGACGACAGCAUCGGGGUCUUGCAGGCUAAUUCCCAAGGCUUCACACCACCAGGGAUGGAUAGAUCGUCUCCUGAAAACAGCCCUGUCCAUGGAUUAGUGAGGCAGACGUCUGUCACAACUGGAGCAAAUAUCCCCAUCAUAACAGAACUAGCACCAUUAGCAAAGCCAGGCAAAAAACCGCCUGUGAUUUCAUUCAGUCAGGAUAAAAGCAGUGGGACCAGCAUACAAAUGAUAACUGAGCUGGUGAAUGAUUCGAACGUUCAGUUCCUGGACCAAGAUGACGACGACGACCCUGACACAGAGUUAUACCUCACCCAGCCUUUUGCCUGCGGGACAGCCUUUGCCGUCAGUGUGCUGGAUUCCUUAAUGAGUGCUACAUACUUCAAUGAUAAUAUCCUCACCUUGAUCCGGACGUUGGUAACAGGCGGGGCGACGCCGGAGCUGGAGGGGCUGCUGGCAGAGGAGAAUGCAUUACGUGGCGGCUACAGCACGCCACAGACGCUGGCGAACAGGGACAGGUGUCGCGUGGCACAGCUGGCCUUGUACGACGGGCCCUUCGCCGACCUCGGGGAUGGUGGCUGUUAUGGUGACCUGUUUUGUAAAGCCCUGAAAACGUACAAUAUGUUGUGCUUUGGCAUCUAUCGGUUACGAGAUGCUCAUCUAAACACACAAAGCCAAUGCACCAAACGGUAUGUCAUAACCAAUCCACCAUAUGCGUUUGAGCUGGUGCCCUCAGACCUGAUAUUCUGCCUGAUGCAGUUUGACCACAACGCUGGCCAGUCUCGAACCAGCCUUUCCCACUCCUCCCAUUCGUCCCAUUCCUCCAGCAAAAAGAGCUCCUCCGUCCACUCUAUCCCAACCACCAACCGCACCAACCGCGCCAAAAGCAGGGACUCAAGAGACAAACAAAAUGCAACAAGGAUGAAUAGAGUGGGCCAAGAAAAGACAUGGUUUACAGAUGAGCCAGAGAAAUCCCUCCUGAGGACCAUACAGAUCAAGCCUGUGAAUACGCUCACCAUCAACCAAGUCAGUCAGUGUAAAUCCACAUGCAGCUUGAUCCCACCCAUCAGAGAAGCAGAAGACGAGUGCUGAGCUCCAGACCUGUGCCGACACCUGGACGCUCCGACUCCACGAGGACUCUUCAUGUAGGUACCAGACUGGGAUUUGGGGUAUCUUCUCAUCUGCAAACACAAAUCAGUUGACAUUCGAUGAGCUGGACACAAAUUGCUUUCCUCAUUCACCUCUGCAGCACGCUUACUGUACAAGCAGAUUUAGAAUCAUACAUUAAAAUUAUACAUGAAGACAAUCAUAGUCAAAUGUUGCAUCCUCUAAACUAUGAGUUUGAACAGCUAAUCUUUAGUGGUGACCAGACUCCAUGACUUUUUUUGUUCCAUUUUGGGGAAUGAGGGUCACUUGAAGGAGAAUAGCAAUGUAAAAAUAACCAGUGCUACAAAAAGAGGUGAUUAUUAUAACUGGAUCAAGUUUUGCAAUUGUAAAAGUUGCCUUUUUUGCUGUUGACGAACAACUACUUCUACUACUGCAUUUACUUUACCCAGUGUUGCAGAGUUACUCUGUACAGUAUGAUAUAAUGUGUAUUUUACAUCCAGCUGCGAUCCCACCACAAUGGCAUUGUUAGUGACUGACUCUCAGUGAUUCCUUUGCCAUUUGGAGCUAAUUCACAACAUUUGUGACAGUUAAGACAGCCAGCGUCCAUGUGUAAAUGGCAUUUGGCUCCAGCCUUAUCUCUAUCCAUUUAUAUUUGUCUUAUCUUUGCCUUUUUGAGUCGUGUGUUAUAACUGUUUUCAUGUCGCUAUAUGGUUGCAAUGUCCAAAACCCCAGAAAUCAUAUUAAGUAAAGCUUUUAAGUAUCUGCAAAGUUUCUCCAGGGGUAAAAGGUCAGGAUUUUUUUUUUUUUUUUUUUACAAUAGCCAAAUAUGAUAGAGCUGUUUUGUUGUCAACAUAACCGAAAAAUCUCACACUGAUGGAGAUAGUUGUUUUCUUAAGACACAAAAGACAGCAAAGAUAAAUAAUUUGGUAAAGCAUGGCACAUCAUGACACAUUGGUAGAUGAGUGACAGCUUCAUAUCGCAUAAAGUGGGCAUCUUAAAGUCCUCCUUUGGCUGUAAGCACUGCCUGACACAGGAUUGUCUUGGAGCCCAUUAAGCACUUGUAUGUACUCCAUGAUCAAUCUUAAUGCCAUAAUCAGACAAGUUCAUCCUUUUCAGAUAAACAGCUCUAUCAUAAACACUUAUUUUGGCUAUGUGUUUGGAUAGUUUCAUUCUUUUGGUUUGCAUAUCUGAUAUGUUCAUCCAAAAAAUGGUCUAAAGAAGCACAGAUCAUUCGUUUAAUUUUGUACAUGCAUGAGUCCAGAAUGCAGAGCUCAGAGUUGUUAUUAAUCUUGUCUUAUUGAAAUUAUUGCUGUAUUGGCACUGUUGUCACUUUACUUCAAAAUCAAUAGAGGGAAAAGAAGGUUAAAAACCUACAACACAAGCUUAAUCCACAGAGGACUCAUGUUGAAUGUGAAAGGAGAGAGGUUGUGACAUUUUUACUGGCACAGAGAACAUCCAACCCAUCCAUCCCUCAGUGCCAGUAAUGUGCCAGGCAGUGCUGAAGCCAACGGAGGACUCCAGAAGGCCCACUGUUGCGAGAAGGGGCUUUUAGUGUAGCCGAAUUCAAGCAAAAUUUGCUUUUGCUAUGAAUAAUGUUCUUUAAUUUUUGCUCAGAGACCAUUUUUUUU
This is a messenger RNA of Plectropomus leopardus (leopard coralgrouper), 5953 nucleotides long. NCBI's taxonomy places the organism in Eukaryota, Metazoa, Chordata, Actinopteri, Perciformes, Serranidae. The record is from RefSeq and is a predicted model, not a curated record.